This is a messenger RNA of Bradysia coprophila, 1130 nucleotides long. Its product is annotated as testis-specific serine/threonine-protein kinase 3-like. Gene Ontology annotation, cellular component: cytoplasm. Gene Ontology annotation, biological process: intracellular signal transduction; protein phosphorylation. Gene Ontology annotation, molecular function: protein serine/threonine kinase activity; ATP binding. The record is from RefSeq and is a predicted model, not a curated record. Lineage: Eukaryota; Metazoa; Arthropoda; Insecta; Diptera; Sciaridae.
CCAUUCAACGACAUCGAGUUAGCUUUGUCAUACACACAUCACUCACACAUUUCAAACUCAAAAUUAUGGCUGUACCACAAAAUUCAAUUGAGUCCCCAAUCGAUCAUCAAAAUUCAAGUGUAUACCAAAAUCUAUCGAAAAAUCCCCAGGAUGUAAUUUCUACCAACAUAUCUACUAUUGCGUUGAGUCCAACAGUUUCCGUUCGUUCGAAGUACGACCGGUCGAUUUCAUCGACCGUUCAAAGCACUAGCCAAGUGAACGAGCAAAGGAAAAGUAUAUUGGAAGACAAUGGCUACGAACGGAUUCAAGAGGUCGGUGUCGGUACUUAUGCCAAAGUGAUCACCGCCUAUUCGGCCAAGGAGAAAAACAUUGUUGCCAUCAAAAUCAUAUCCAAAUUGACGACGUCGAAAACAUUCAAGAGGAAAUUUCUGCAUCGUGAAAUCGAUGUAGUUCGCGGACUGAAUCAUCGCAAUAUCAUCCGAUACUAUCGUAGCAUCGAAACGACGCAUCGCAUCUACAUCAUAAUGGAAUAUGCCCGGAAUGGAUCACUUUUGGAUAUGAUACGGCGAGAGAGUUAUUUCAGUGAAGUGAAAGCUCGACAUGUUUACCGUCAACUGUUUGAUGCACUCGAGUAUAUUCAUAGUCGAGGCAUUGUACAUCGUGACAUCAAAUGCGAAAACAUUUUGUUCGACGACAAUAAUGUGCUGAAAAUUAUUGACUUUGGCUUUGCGUCGUGCUACUACAGAGGCAGUAGAGGUGCAAUGUCCGAAACGUAUUGUGGCAGUCGGGCCUACUGUUGCCCGGAACUGUUAAAACAGAAACCGUACAAUCCGCAAUCGGCCGAUAUUUGGGCCAGUGGUGUCGUUUUGUUUGCAAUGGUGUACGGGAAGUUACCGUUCGACGACAGCGACUUGGCAAAGUUGUUGAAACAGGUUCAGAGCAAGGUUCAGUUUCCGGACAAGCCGAUAGUGAGCCGAAAAUGUCAACAGCUGAUAUCGGCUAUUCUUGCACCGUUCAAGAAGAGAGCUACGUUGGCACAAAUUAACCAAUUUGAUUGGAUGAUUCAAAAUGGUGUGGAAAAUGGUUUUCCAUCUGACUGACGAGUGUUACAGUUUUGAAUGAAAUUCCAU